Messenger RNA from Peronospora matthiolae, 600 nucleotides. Lineage: Eukaryota; Oomycota; Peronosporomycetes; Peronosporales; Peronosporaceae. The record is from the annotation of a GenBank genome assembly.
AUGUACGAAGGGAUUGACAACCUGAAAUCCCUUUACGACCGUGCCGGGAAGACUUUCUCCGGCGGUCCUUCUGCGGCACAGGAUGUGCCGCGUCGUACUGCUCGACCAGACCCAGUACGUCAACCAUCAGUUGGGAGCGGGGCUCCCAAGAAUCCCAGGACGGGGGAUAGCCGCGCCACCGGACGAGGUAACUCGUCCGACGUCCGUUCACGUCGCGGUGGUUCAACAGCUGCUCAACUAGAUAGCGCUGGCCACCGCGAGAGUCCUCUAAUGGAGGUGGAGGAGGAGGAAAGACGCUCUCCACACGAUCAUGUGGAUCGGUGUGUUCCCGAGAGCUUCUUUGAUCGCGUAACGCAAGGGUUACGCGACGAUCUCGAGCAUGAGCGGAAUAGGCGUCUCCAGAUGGUGGACACUGCCUCGAAGCAUCGAGCUGAGUUUGCCUUUGCUCAGCUUGAGAACGAGAGAGCUCUGACAUCUCUUCGUGACGAGCUAAGGGUAGCUCGUGGGAUUGUUGAUCGGUCUCGGGAUCAGAUAGCUGCUCUUCAGACCCUUGUUGAUGCCCACCAUCAGGGAGCACAAGGCUCUCUGCGAGAUGCUUGA